This is a messenger RNA of Colletotrichum scovillei, 1252 nucleotides long. RefSeq lists its product as uncharacterized. Lineage: Eukaryota; Fungi; Ascomycota; Sordariomycetes; Glomerellales; Glomerellaceae. The transcript has 2 exons. Gene Ontology annotation, molecular function: oxidoreductase activity, acting on single donors with incorporation of molecular oxygen, incorporation of two atoms of oxygen; iron ion binding. The record is from RefSeq and is a predicted model, not a curated record. The coding region runs from base 425 to 1252 and encodes 275 amino acids.
GACGAGAGUCUUUACUUGGUACGGAAUGUAGUUGCUUUUGCGUGCUCCGUGCUCGACUUGUCGUGCCGGGAUACGGUGUUGGCCGGUGGGUUAGCUCUGCUGUUCGAGACCAGAUGAAGGGGAUGAGAGAGUACCUAGGUAUGUUGCAAUGCCGUGACAAUGCCAAGAUGUUGACGUUGACGGGAUCAUCAGGAUCAGGAAGGAGGAAACAUGAUGGAUCAUGGAAACGCCAAGAAGAUGAAUGAUAUAAGAGGAGGUCGAGAUUCCUGCCAGAAAGACGAAAUAUCUCUCCUUCUUCUCACCAGGCUCUUCACCUCCAUCAGUCCUUCUCUUCUCUCAGCUCGCUCCUGAUACUUCUGUGGUCUGCUUCACUCGACAGCAACCCCUCGUCGUCUCGUCCUUGAAUAUCCAGAGACUCAUCACCAUGGCGCUCCGCUCCGCCCUCGCCGCGGCCCUGGCCCUGUCCCCCUUCAUUGGGACCGUCGCAGCCCACGGCAGCCACACGACCGACGAAAUUGCCACAGAGAUCGCCCUCCGCGACGUCGUCACCGUCCACGGCAAGCGCGCCCUGGACGCCUGCUCCAACUCCCCUGCCGCCCUGGCCCUCAAGCAGCGCGCCCUCGAGCGCCGCGCCAACACGGCCCAGAUGCUCCGCGAGAAGCGUGGCCUCACCGACCAGAAGAUGCACCAGAAGCGUGCCCAGGCCGACCUCGUCAAGUGGGCCGCCGUCGACCACGAGUCCACCGAGGCCUACAACCUCGACACCCCUCUUGAGGAGAUCUUUGGUUCCAACGCCACCUGCGCCCUCGUCCCCUUGACCACCAUCGGCCCUUACUACGUCGAGGGCGAGCUCAUCCGCGUCGACACCACCGACGGCCAGGCCGGCGUCCCCGUCCACCUCGACAUUCAGUUCGUCGAGACCCUGGCCCCCUACACCAGCAACACCCAGACCCUCACGACCAACCUCCAGGACGGCAUCGCCGCCGGCGAGGCCACCGCCCUGUACGACCCCUUCCUCAAGUACGUCCGCCUCGGCGAGGACCUCAACGACGGCCUCCUCAUGUGGAUCACCAUCGGCAUCGACACCACGGCCGACUACAGCGACGAGGUCCGCGCCGCGGCGCACUACUACGAGGGCGGCGGCGUCGACCAGAGCAGCGGCGGCGACGGCCCCGGUGGCCCUCCUCCCAAUGGUACCUUUCCCACCGGUGCUCCCCCGGGUGCCCCGCCCACCUCUACCCCGUCUGCUUAA